Haliotis rufescens (red abalone) is the source of this 1750-nucleotide messenger RNA. Its product is annotated as secreted protein C-like. The coding region runs from base 26 to 1510 and encodes 494 amino acids. The transcript has 3 exons. The record is from RefSeq and is a predicted model, not a curated record. NCBI's taxonomy places the organism in Eukaryota, Metazoa, Mollusca, Gastropoda, Lepetellida, Haliotidae.
AGUGCGAUUCUAGAGUGGUACAACGAUGAAGUUUCUAUGUGUUGGAGUGCUCGCUGCGGUUCUUGUUCUCACGAAGGGCCAGAGUUCGCCAGGAGCUGGUACCAGUAUGCCCACUGAUCCAGGUCAUGCUCCGAGUGGACAGGCAACAGGUCCGCUGGGAGGUAGUGGGCCUGACCCGAUGGCAUCUGGUCCCCUGGCCAGCGCUAUUAAAGCAAUGGGUGGACUGUCAGCGACAAACAAUGGAGGAAUGGGGGGUCAAGCCGGUCCCGCAACAUCCGGAAUGGGGGGAAAUGCUGUCACCAGCGAUAUGAGUGGAAGUACGUCCGGCAUGUCCAACCCAAUGGCCGCCAUGUACAACUCCAUGCCCGGUGGUAUGUCCAACUCCAUGCCCGGUGGUAUGUCCAACCCAAUGGCUGCUAUGUCAAACUCCAUGCCCGGUGGUAUGUCCAACUCCAUGCCCGGUGGUAUGUCCAACCCAAUGGCUGCUAUGUACAACUCCAUGACCGGUGGUAUGCCCAACCCAAUGGCCGCUAUGUCCAACUCCAUGCCCGGUGGUAUGUCCAACUCCAUGCCCGGUGGUAUGUCCAACCCAAUGGCUGCUAUGUCAAACUCAAUGCCCGGUGGUAUGCCCAACCCAAUGGCCGCUAUGUCCAACUCCAUGACCGGUGGUAUGUCCAACCCAAUGGCCGGUAUGUCUGGCUCCAUGACCGGUGGUAUGUCCAACCAAAUGCCCGCUAUGCCCAACCCAAUGGCCGCUAUGCCCAACCCAAUGGCCGCUAUGUCCAACCCAAUGGCCGCUAUGCCCAACCCAAUGGCCGCUAUGCCCAACCCAAUGGCCGCUAUGCCCAACCCAAUGGCCGCUAUGCCCAACCCAAUGGCCGCUAUGUCCAACCCAAUGGCCGCUAUGCCCAACCCAAUGGCCGCUAUGUCCCACCCAAUGGGUCCCAUGAUGGCAGGAGGUAUGUCUGGUAACACUGGUGCCAUGUCUGGACCCCUGGACGCCAUCGCCGCCAUGACAGGAGGACAGAUUGCCGGCAAGCCCGGAUUCGGUAAAGGCCUCUCUGGUCAUCCAGCGGGACCAUCUAUGAGUGCAGCCACCGGAAAGGGUAACAAGAGCCCGAUGACUGCCCUGCUUCCCCUCCUGCUCCGCGGAGGCAUCUCUCCCGAGAAAAAGAAGAUGAUCAUGAUGAUGUCCAUGAUGUCCAGUAUGGGCGGCUCCAGUGGCUCCAAGCAAAACUCAAUGAUGAGCCUGAUGCCUCUGCUGAUGGCUACGGGCGGAGGAGAGGGCAUGAGCCCCCUGAUGCUGAUGGCCUUGACCCAAGGAGGAGGGUCAUCAUCAUCCUACAUGAUGCCGCUGAUGAUGGCGAUGAUGUCCGGCGGUGAGAUGAACAUGAGCACCAUGCUCCCCUUCAUGAUGAUGCAGAUGCAAGGCCAAGGUCAAAACAAGGGUGGCCCGUGGGGAGGUCACAGGUCAGCUGUUCCGAUGAUGGGAAUGAACAAGGCUGUGUAAACGGUUAACACGUGAAUGGAUUACACAUAUGAAGAUUGGACUUUCAGUUUAUUUUUUUACUCUUCUCUAUUGCUCAGCGUUUCACUGUGUGCCAAUAUUUGUUUAUAUACAAAUAUACCAAAUCUAUCAAUAUUGCUGUGAGUAAUUUGAGUUGUUAGAGAUGAACAUGCUACUGUGUAGUGUUAUAUAUAAAUGUUUGUAUAUUUGUUAAUAAGAUAAUAAAUAUAUAUUACACCAAAU